GCAGUGCGCGCGGGGGCUGGCGCAGGCGCGGCGGGUCCCCAUUCUUCCCGGGGCGGCGGGGCGGGCGCAGCCAUGCAGCGCUGCGGGCACUGAGCCCGCCGGGCCCGCCCCGCCUCGCGCCGCCGAAAGAAUGGACUGCUGAAUUGGGAAUUAUUGCAGACCCGACAGGACAGCACUGCUCAUUGCUUCAUCUAUUGCUAGUUAUUUAAAUUGGACUUUUAAUAUCCUGCCAGCUGCUGUUCACACACACAUGGUGCAUUGUUGCCAUUCUCAGAAUUGCAUCUUUGAAACCCAGACCCUCAGUAACCUUCAUCGAACAAAGAGGCGACCUCCUGCGUCCGUUCGUAGAGGGAUUUGUCGGACCGUCUGCCCUCUAGCUUUCUUGCUGGUGCUGUGUUUCUAAGACACCAUGGAGCCCAGUAUGGAGUACUGCCUAGCGCAGGUGCUGCAGAAGGAUGUUGGGAAGAGGCUUCAGGUCGGCCAGGAGCUGAUAGAUUACUUCUCAGAUAAACAGAAGUCAGCUGAUCUCGAACACGAUCAGACUAUGCUGGAUAAAAUGGUUGAUGGACUGGCCACCUCUUGGGUCAAUUCCAGCAAUUACAAGGUGGUCCUCCUGGGCAUCGACAUCCUCUCCGCCCUGGUGUCGCGCCUGCAGGACCGCUUCAAGGCCCAGAUCGGCACAGUGCUGCCAAGUUUGCUCGACAGGCUGGGAGACUCCAAAGACUCGGUGAGGGAGCAGGAUCAGACCUUGCUGCUGAAAAUCAUGGAUCAAGCUGCUAACCCGCAGUACGUGUGGGAUAGGAUGCUAGGAGGAUUCAAACACAAGAAUUUCCGGACGAGAGAAGGGAUCUGCCUCUGCCUUAUUGCAACACUCAAUGCAUCUGGAGCUCAGAGCUUAACGCUGAGUAAGAUAGUGCCACACAUCUGUAACUUACUUGGAGAUCCCAACAGCCAGGUUCGAGAUGCAGCAAUAAACAGCCUUGUGGAGAUCUACAGACACGUCGGUGAACGUGUAAGGGCUGAUCUCAGUAAAAAAGGAUUACCCCAGUCUCGGUUGAAUGUAAUUUUUACAAAAUUCGACGAGGUCCAGAAAUCUGGAAACAUGAUCCAGAGUUCAGGGGAUAAAAAUUUUGAUGAUGAAGACUCUGUGGAUGGGAACAGACCUUCCUCUGCUAGCUCCUCUACAUCUUCAAAGGCCCCUGCAAACUCACGUAGGGUUGGGAUGGGGACUACCCGCAGACUUGGGUCUGCGCCUCUGGGAUCCAAGUCCUCAACAGCCAAAGAGGGAGCAGGUGCUGUGGAUGAAGAAGACUUCAUUAAGGCAUUUGAAGAUGUCCCAACAGUUCAGAUUUAUUCUAGCCGGGAUCUUGAGGAAUCCAUAAACAAAAUAAGAGAGAUACUAUCAGAUGACAAGCAUGACUGGGAACAAAGAGUAUCUGCUUUGAAAAAGAUCCGCUCCUUACUCUUGGCUGGAGCUGCAGAAUAUGAUAACUUCUUCCAACACUUGCGACUCUUGGAUGGAGCAUUUAAAUUAUCUGCUAAAGACCUGCGGUCUCAGGUAGUGCGAGAGGCUUGUAUCACCUUGGGACAUUUGUCAUCAGUUCUGGGAAACAAGUUUGACCAUGGGGCAGAAGCCAUUAUGCCAACAAUUUUUAAUCUAAUUCCAAAUAGUGCCAAAGUCAUGGCCACUUCUGGUGUUGUAGCAGUUAGGUUAAUCAUUCGACAUACGCACAUCCCUCGACUAAUACCCAUCAUAACUAGUAAUUGUACCUCCAAGUCUGUCGCAGUUAGAAGGCGCUGUUUUGAGUUUCUAGACCUGCUGCUGCAGGAGUGGCAAACUCACUCCCUAGAAAGACACAUAUCAGUGUUAGCUGAAACGAUAAAGAAGGGAAUUCACGAUGCAGACUCUGAAGCCAGGAUAGAGGCAAGAAAGUGUUACUGGGGUUUCCACAGUCACUUCAGCCGAGAGGCAGAGCAUUUGUACCACACUCUGGAGUCCUCCUACCAGAAGGCCCUGCAGUCGCAUUUGAAGAACUCUGACAGCAUUGUGUCCUUGCCACAAUCGGAUCGCUCCUCCUCCAGCUCCCAGGAGAGUCUCAACCGUCCAUUGUCUGCCAAAAGAAGUCCUACUGGAAGUACUACAUCUAGAGCAUCUACAGUAAGUACAAAAUCUGUGUCAACACCAGGAUCUCUGCAGCGGUCCCGCAGUGACGUUGAUGUGAAUGCAGCAGCUAGUGCCAAGUCGAAAGUGACAUCUUCUGGAGCAUCUACCCCCUUCAGUUCUGCUGCAGCCUUGCCCCCAGGCUCAUAUGCAUCACUAGGUCGGAUUCGUACAAGGAGACAGAGCUCUGGCAGUGCCACAAGUGUCACCUCAACACCUGCUGAUACCCGAGGCCGCAGCCGGGCUAAAGUGGUUUCCCAGUCCCAACCUGGUAGCCGGUCUAGUUCUCCGGGUAAGCUGUUAGGAAGCGCCUAUGGUGGCUUGAGUGGUGGAACAUCCAGAGUUCAGCCAGUGCCAUCAUCUUCAGAGAAGCGCAGCAAGAUCCCUCGGAGCCAGGGAUGCAGUCGAGAGACAAGUCCCAACAGAAUAGGACUAGACCGGUUUGGACUCGGACAGCCAGGCAGGAUGCCUGCUUCUGUGAAUGCCAUGCGAGUCCUGAGCACAAGCACAGAUCUGGAGGCUGCUGUGGCUGAUGCACUGCUGUUAGGAGACUCCAGGAGCAAGAAAAAGCCCGUGAGAAGAAGAUAUGAACCCUAUGGGAUGUACUCAGAUGAUGACGCUAACAGUGAUGCAUCAAGUGCUUGCUCCGAGCGCUCCUAUGGUUCCAGGAAUGGGGGCAUUCCACACUACCUGCGGCAGACUGAAGAUGUGGCUGAGGUCCUGAACCACUGUGCCAGCUCCAACUGGUCUGAAAGGAAGGAGGGGCUCAUAGGUCUUCAGAACUUACUGAAAAGCCAGCGGACGCUGAGCCGAGUCGAGUUAAAAAGGCUUUGUGAAAUAUUUACUCGCAUGUUUGCUGACCCUCACAGCAAGAGAGUCUUCAGCAUGUUUCUGGAAACCCUGGUUGAUUUCAUCAUCAUUCAUAAAGAUGACUUGCAGGAUUGGCUUUUUGUUCUCCUGACACAGUUGCUAAAGAAAAUGGGAGCGGAUUUGCUGGGGUCUGUGCAAGCAAAAGUUCAAAAAGCUCUGGAUGUUACCAGGGAUUCUUUUCCAUUUGAUCAACAAUUUAACAUUUUGAUGAGGUUUAUUGUGGAUCAGACCCAAACACCAAACCUCAAGGUGAAAGUUGCUAUCCUGAAGUAUAUUGAGUCCUUGGCAAGACAGAUGGAUCCAACAGACUUUGUGAACUCCAGUGAGACAAGACUUGCUGUAUCUAGAAUUAUAACUUGGACAACAGAACCAAAGAGCUCAGAUGUGAGAAAGGCAGCGCAAAUAGUUCUGAUUUCCCUCUUCGAACUGAACACUCCUGAGUUUACCAUGUUACUUGGUGCCUUGCCAAAAACAUUCCAGGACGGUGCUACCAAGCUCCUGCACAACCACCUCAAGAACUCCAGUAACACCAGUGUGGGUUCUCCCAGCAAUACCCUUGGUCGGACUCCUUCCCGGCACUCCAGCAGCAGAACCAGCCCCUUAACUUCACCUACCAACUGUUCCCAUGGUGGGCUGUCUCCAAGUAUGCUGGAUUAUGACACGGAGAACCUAAAUUCUGAUGAAAUCUACAGCUCUCUUCGUGGAGUCACAGAAGCGAUUGAAAAAUUUAGUUUCCGUAGUCAAGAGGAUCUGAAUGAGCCAAUCAAACGUGAUGGAAAGAAAGACUGUGACAUUGUGUCUCGAGAUGGUGGCCUUGCGGUACCUACUAGUGAUGUCCGUGGAAGUAGUGACAUUGUAGAGGGAGGAAGGAUGGCUCUCGAUAACAAAACCUCCUUACUGAACACCCAGCCUCCACGCGCCUUUUCAGGGCCACGUGCUCGAGAGUAUAACCCCUAUCCUUAUUCCGACACAAUUAACACUUACGACAAGACUGCCCUCAAGGAAGCAGUGUUUGAUGAUGACAUGGAUCAGCUUCGGGAUGAAGUACCCAUUGACCAUUCGGAUUUGGUGGCUGACCUCCUGAAAGAGCUCUCUAACCACAAUGAACGGGUGGAGGAGCGAAAAGGAGCUCUCCUGGAACUUCUAAAGAUCACAAGGGAGGAUAACCUCGGAGUUUGGGAGGAACAUUUCAAAACCAUUUUGCUCCUGCUGCUGGAAACACUUGGAGACAAAGAUCAUUCAAUAAGAGCCCUGGCACUGCGAGUCCUUAGAGAGAUCUUACGGAAUCAGCCAGCAAGGUUUAAAAACUACGCGGAGCUGACCAUCAUGAAGACACUGGAAGCCCAUAAGGAUUCCCACAAGGAGGUCGUCAGAGCUGCUGAGGAAGCUGCUUCCACCCUGGCAAGCUCCAUCCACCCUGAGCAGUGCAUCAAGGUGCUUUGCCCCAUCAUUCAGACUGCAGAUUAUCCAAUCAAUUUAGCUGCCAUCAAAAUGCAGACGAAAGUUAUUGAGAGGAUUUCCAAGGAAUCAUUGCAUCAACUCCUUCCUGAUAUCAUUCCUGGAUUGUUACAGGGUUACGAUAACACAGAGAGCAGCGUCCGUAAAGCUAGUGUAUUUUGCCUAGUGGCAAUUUACUCAGUAAUUGGAGAAGAACUGAAACCUCAUCUCGCACAACUCACAGGAAGCAAGAUGAAACUACUAAACUUGUACAUAAAGAGGGCCCAGACCACCAACAGCAACAGCAGUUCCUCUUCAGACGUUUCAACGCACAGUUAAUGGAGAUGUGUGGACAUAUGUGUAGACUUAGAAGCAAUCAACGGUGCCUCUCAGAGACCUUUCUGCUACUCUUCACUGGCGCGCUCCAUCAGCUAAAGGAGGCCAUGCAGAUAUUUAUUGCAAUCAGUAUUUUAGUCCCUUAAAGCUUUUAUGUAGAAUCUUACUGGUAUUGAAUGUAAAGGAAGCAAGGUCUGUGUUGCAGUCUUCAUUAAAAGUGAACAACAGAAAGCCAUACUUAAACAUAUUUGUAUAGCCUGCUGAAAUCUCGGAAAUAUGUUUAGGUUAGCGUUCCAAAACAGAGUCCGAAAACCUGGACGUGCGUAAAGGUCAAACAAAUCUUGUUUUAGUUCAUGCCCAGUUUUGCUUUCUGUGCUCUAGUUACCCGCUGUCUCCCUGCGGCCGCAGCCCUUCUGGCUAGGCUCUCCUCUUACAACUCUUGUCGUCCUAACGUGCAGGGCUCUCCACGAGGAGAUCUUUGCCAGUGUGGCUGUGGUUCCAGCCUUUGAUGCUUUAAUAAGGAGAUAUCAAGUGAGUAAUGAAAAAGUAGGUUCUUUUUAAAUAUCUGAGUUUUUGUAUAUAGUUCCUUUGACAGAUCUCCGAUGGGCUGAUUUCUCUGUAACUGCUCUCCAGCCAGCUGUGCUGUGUAGAGCAGCUGGGCUGUCGCUCCUUUCAUUGACCGUGUAAAUAUUUCCCCUCUCCCAAACCCAUUUGGCUCUUUCAUGCGCUAAAAAAGACGUUUCAGGUUACUUGUUACUCCCCAAAGGGAACCUGAGUCACAGUUCUGGGACUGAUGCCCGUGUUCAGGCACUGGAGCUCGGUGGGUGUCGGAUCAGGCUCGAGCAUGUCCCCGGGUGGGCACUCGGAGCUGGCAGGGCGGUGUCGCAGCGCUGCCCUGCGAGGCUGGACGUAUUUUUACCCAGGUCCGUAGCGCCAAAGGGCUGACCUGCCGCUCUGACCGGGCCCGCCGAUGUUGGUAAAAAAUGGCUUGCUUUCUCCCUACGAAUCCUGUGCGCUUUGGGCAAACUGUUCAUCCCAGAGGACAGAAAGGGAAUCUGAAACUGGACAAAAUGACCCCGCGGAAGCUGAGGGCUGGCUGGGGUAGUGCUGGGCACCUGCUGCAGUUCCCCUCCUGUGCCUGAAGAGCCUGCAGUGCUGUUUGCUGCCUUCAGAAACCUCCUCCUCCUUCCCAGCCAGCCGCGGGCACAGCCCAGCUGGGUGCUUUGCAUUUUGGGGGGUGCUUGGGGUGCUGUGCUGGCUGAGGGCGCCGCGGGGCAAAUCCUUUUGCAACCUGACGACACAGGCAGAGUCAGAGCCAUGCCAGCAGCAGUCAGAUACCCGAUGGCACCGUCCUGCACCGAAGCGGGACCUCUCUGGGCGCAGAGGGUGAGCUCCCCAUCCUGUUGCCUCUGCCUGUGACCGGGGGAAGCAGCAGGAUGCCAGUGCUGUGUUCGGCCUGAAGCUGGAUCCUGGCUGGUGGGCAGGCCUGCCCCACACCUGCCACGGAUCAGAACUGGGAUUUUGCUGCCAGUGAUGCAGGAGGACGGUGGCCUGCAGUUGUGUCGAUAGAUGUGUGCUCCCUGGCUUCUCUCAGUGCCUCAGUCUCUCUCCAGCCUCCUUCGCUUCCCCUUGGAGGAGCUGAAGGGACACCUCGGCAGCACGCUGGGAACAUGAGAGGUGCCAGAACUGCAGUGGGGAGGAUGAGGCCUUGUUGUCCUCCCUUUCCAUCAGUCCUUGCUCGUGUGGCCCAGUCCCAGGGAGCCGUGUUGGGAGCCGGCUCUGCUCCAAGUCCCCAGCUCAGGAGGGGCUGAGGUGUGUGAGGGCUGUGCGGGACUGGGCUCAGAGCUUCCUGGCCCCUCUCCCGGCUGGUGUGGGAGCAGAGGAGGUGACCUGCUCCCGAGGAUGUGUCCAGGCUUUUGCUGGCUGCAGGGCUGGUUUCCCUUGUGCUCCCCAGUGGAUAAUGCUGUGGCAGGAGGAGCCCUGUGAUACUGGCGGUGGGAUUCCUGCAGGCUCUCUCCUCGCUAGAGGGAGGAUUGGCUGCUCCAUGGUUGGUGUCUCCCUUUCCGUGGACCAUUCCUUUUCAACAUCUUUCAGUACGCUUGUUACAAUGUUCUUUUUUUAAUUUUUUUUGAAUGAUUCAAAUUAUUUUAGUUUAACAUGAAUUUAUUUUCCCUUUUGAGGAAAUAUUCAGCCGACUUGUUGGCAGCAGUUAGCUGUCUUGUUCGAAUUUUUAGUAGUUUUUUUUUUUUUAAGUUUUAUUUUUAUUCUGCUUAGUAUUUAUGCCUCUUUUUCUCCCCAUCUCAGUUCAGCAUCUUCUGUUCCAGUUCUGGGGUUCAGAGGUCAGCAUGGCUGACCAGGUGGCAUUUAGUCCCUCCCAGCUGUGAUGGAGCUUGGUCCAUCACUCUUUUGCUUUUUUUUCUUUUUUUUUUUUUUCUUUUUGAAUGGCACACUGUAGCAAACCUCCAGGAAUCGAAUUCCUUCUCAAACGAUUUUAUAUAUUUUAUAAAAUCCUGUUAGUAUGCACUGAGAGUGAACGCACUGUAACGUCCUCGAACUGACCCCAGCGCGUGCGCUGACACUACAGUAGGAGUUAACAGCUCGUCCCUGGGCAGUAGGUGUGAAAUCCGCUGCUGAUCUGAGGCUACAGAGAUGAGCACGUAUUUUUCAGAUACAAUUGGCACACUUGGGGCUGCAAAAUGGUAGAACCAGGCCUUACUUUCUUAAUCAGAUUCUGUUCCUGUUUUUCAACAGAUGCUCAUUAAGGUGUUCCUUCCUUUCGUUACGUGAGUCGGUCGCGGACUGUUCAUCCUUUGAGUACUCUAGACGUAUGUUAGACCUGUAUACAGUAGGGAGCAUUCUGCGUAGGUAUUUAUAAAACAUUGCGUAUAAUGUACAUAGUAAGGUUGUUUAGUAUGUUGAACAUGACCUGAUCCCUUUUUUUUUUUUCCUUUGAAGUACUCAAAGGGCUAGCUCUGAAUGUCACCUCUCUGAUCUCCAGCGUUCUGACUUCAAAAAGCUGUACAAUCAUUUUGUUUUCUCUUCAGCAAGCAUAAAGGUCUCUCUGGCUACAAAUCACAGUGUCCACGCACGUUUGCAGAGAAAGAUCUGCAUGCUGGCAGUGCCUCACCGCACCGGUGAAGCUUGUGUUCACGUUCUCCCAGCAGUAGCCAUCUACUGCAGCUGCCUUUUUUUUUUUUUUCUCCUUGCAGCCCGUUAUGCAGGGCUUCAAUUUUUUCAUACCUUUGAAAAAAAAAAAAAAAAAAGAAAAAAAAAAGAAAAAAGAAAAAAAAAGUUUUUUUUUUUUUUUUUUUUGCCCACCAUGCUUUAAAAGUCUGAAUGGGAGAAAUCUCUCAGCAGACAGCGGCUCCUGGCUGUAAGGUUGCCGAAAACCUCAGAUGUGGAUGUGUUUUUCUGCCAUUGGCUGCACCAGAGCUCCAUGGGCAUGGGCGAAUACCGGAUCCAUCUGCCCCCCAGGUCUACGUACUGUAGUUCUCAUGUAGUGCAGAAUUAUCGAGGCAUGUGGCUUUCUUAAGGUACACUAUGUGUGCUUGCCUGGAUUACAAUACAAUACGAGACUGUCUUUUUUUAUUGCUUACUACUAGCUUACUGAUAACCUAUAUAAGUAACAUAACUCACAUCUUUGUCAUCGAAACCUUUUUCUCCCCACCCCUUUAUUUAUCAAGCAUAAUAUUGCAUAUUAAGGGACAGAAAAAUAGACCUUUGUAGAACACAGCAGGACGUUGCUAACAAUGUUUUAAAUGGGAAGUGAAAAAAUGCUCUGAAAAAUGCCAGCCAUGAGAAAUGACUUUGCUGGCACCGUGUUCAUGCGCAUGGAUUUUUUUCUAUUUUUUCCGCUUUUGUCAUGUUACAUCCAUAUCUGUAUUUAUAUCUUUUGUUUCACUUUUGAGUGUAUCAUGGCAAUUGUACAGAUGUUUUUUGUUAACAUUUACGUGAUAGAAUUUGCUAAAAAAAAAAAAUUAAAAUAAAACCUUUUGAGUUUGCCCUAGAAAAAGUGGAAGUUGGGUUUGUUUUUGUUUUUGUUUUUUUUUUUCAGGGGAGAAAUAUGAAAAUGGAUGCAUUAUCUAACGUGUCUCAGUCCAGCAGCCUUUGCUGGUAAUGGGUUUGCUCUUUGUUGAGGACACGGCGAGCCUUUUGGUGCGAGGACAGUCUGGUUGUGGCAGUGGCUGCUGCUGCCUCGCUAACAUGGAAAUGCCCCUGCCCAUGGUGUGCAGAGGAACAAGGGAAAAACUCACGGAGGAGCGGAUCUCUCGGGAGGACUGGACACAAGGCUAUGAAAGCAGGGGCUCGGCACAUUUUGGAGAAGCAGUUCUGUCCUGCUGAAGCAUCUUGUUGUCUCCCCAUCACGUUUCCUGCUGUCCUUCAGCUCCAGACAGCUGCCCUGCCCCACGUGCCCUGAAGCUCAGCUCGCUGUCGGCGCUGGGCAGGAGCCGCUGCUGGGAACAGAGCCGCUCACCUGCCUGACGUGCUGCCUCUGCAGGAGCCGGGGCACGAGCCAGCUCUGGCGUCGUGCCUUCCUUCCUCCCAAGGAGGGCUUUGGGCCUGACCCAGGGAGGAGCUGCAGGGCUUUGCCACGUGGGAUGCCACCCAUGAAGAAUUUGGGGUCUGGGCCCGUCUGGGAUGAGGAGCAGUGGCUGGUCUCCCUGCUGCAGAUGGACCAUCUCCCCCCUGUGGUGGCAGGGGCUUUUUUUGACUCUGCUAUGUACCAGAGCAGUAGGAGGGAAGGUCCAGCCAUGCCCUGUGACCCCAGCUUCUUCCCAGAGCACCUCCCACAUGUUUUUUCUCAAGCAGUGCCACGUACCUGUGGUUAUUAGAAAGGGAAGAGAGAAUGAAUAGAGUGCUAUC
Messenger RNA from Cygnus atratus (black swan), 9667 nucleotides. It is a transcript of the gene CLASP1, whose product is annotated as cytoplasmic linker associated protein 1. Bases 410 to 4807 code for a protein of 1465 amino acids. Gene Ontology annotation, molecular function: kinetochore binding; microtubule binding. Gene Ontology annotation, cellular component: spindle microtubule; mitotic spindle; cytoplasmic microtubule. Gene Ontology annotation, biological process: mitotic spindle assembly. The transcript has 38 exons. Lineage: Eukaryota; Metazoa; Chordata; Aves; Anseriformes; Anatidae. The record is from RefSeq and is a predicted model, not a curated record.